Messenger RNA from Didymodactylos carnosus, 2148 nucleotides. Lineage: Eukaryota; Metazoa; Rotifera; Eurotatoria; Philodinida; Philodinidae. The record is from the annotation of a GenBank genome assembly.
AUGUCGUUAAAUAGCCGAUCACAAUGGAAGUGUCCAACAUUCGAUGGUGUACGUCUUCGAUUAUACAAUAGUUUUACAAAAAAAAAGGAAAUAUUUGUGCCAUUAAAUGAUAAUGAAAUUCGUUGGUAUACUUGUGGUCCCACAGUUUAUGAUACAUCUCAUAUGGGUCAUGCAAGAUCGUAUAUAUCGUUCGAUAUUUUACGUCGUGUGCUACAAGAUUAUUUUGGCUAUAAUGUUGUAUAUUGUAUGAAUGUAACAGAUAUUGAUGACAAGAUCAUCAAACGUACCCGUGAACGAUAUCUUUAUAAACAGUAUAUUGAAGCCAGUGAUGUAACUUUAGAAAAAAUUAUAGAUGAUUGUCAUUUGGCACUAAAAUACACAAUCAAUUUGAAAUCACGUGAGACAGAUACAGAUAAACAAACAAUGUAUGACAAACAAAUAACCACUGUAGAAAAGUCAACAGCAGAAUUAAAAGCAAAUUUACAAUCGUCCAAAUCUGAUCAUGACAUAAAUUUAUAUCGUACGAAAUUAUUAACUGACUCUCGUGAUAUUCUCAGUUCAUAUUUUGAUUCUAUAUCCGGACAGAAUUUAAAAUUGGAUAAUUCAAUAUUUCUUGAUUUAGCUCGUUUAUAUGAAAGUGAAUAUCAUAAUGAUAUGUUUAAAUUAAAUAUAUUACCACCAGAUAUUUUAACAAGAGUUAGUGAAUAUGUAGAUGAAAUAAUUCCGUUUAUUCAAAAGAUAAUUGAUAAUGGUUAUGCUUAUGUAUCAAAUAAUUCUGUUUAUUUUGAUACAAUUAAAUUUAAUUCUGAACAUACAUAUGCAAAAUUAGAACCAGAUCGUACAAGUGAUCUGGCAGCGUUGGCCGAGGGUGAAGGUGUAUUAUCUGGAUCCGCUAAAGAUGAACAUGGAAAAAUUCAAACUACUAGUGAAAAACGAAAUAAUUGCGAUUUUGUAUUAUGGAAAAAAAGUAAACAAGGUGAACCACUUUGGACAUCGCCAUGGGGUGAAGGACGACCAGGAUGGCAUAUUGAAUGCAGUGUUAUGGCGAGCAGUAUUUUAGGUAAACAAUUUGAUAUUCAUACGGGUGGUGUAGAUUUAAAAUUUCCUCAUCAUGAUAAUGAAAUUGCUCAAGCAGAAGCCUAUUAUAAUCAUGAUCAAUGGGUAAAUUAUUUUUUACAUAGUGGUCAUCUGACAAUAUGUGGUUGUAAAAUGUCAAAAUCAUUGAAAAAUUUUAUAACAAUUAAUCAGGCAUUGGAAAAAUAUUCUAAUAGACAAAUACGUUUAUUAUUUUUAUUACAUUCAUGGUCAAAUACAUUAGAUUUUAGUGAUAAUGGAAUGGAUCGUGCGUUAACAUAUGAAAAACUAUUAAAUGAAUUUUUUCUUAAUGUUAAAACUCACAUUCGAAAUAUAAAAUUGAAUGAUAUACAAUCAUAUAAAAAGUUUGAUGAUAAAGAUAAACAAUUAAAUGAGGAAAUUUCAACUUUAAAGAGAGAAAUACACGUGGCAUUAUGUGAUUCAAUUAAUACGGCAGGAUGCAUGGACCAAAUUCGACAAAUGAUUAGUCUUACAAAUACUUAUAUGAAUUCAACAAAAGUUGUUAAUGCAUUAUUGAUAAGAAAUAUUGCAUCCUAUAUUACGAGAAUAUUAUCUAUAUUUGGUUUGACAAAUGACAAUAGUGGAGAUCAAAUUGGAUUUGGCAAGUCUGUACAAAAUGCAGAUGGAAGAACAAUUGUUGAUGUUGAACAAAUCGCAAUGCCAUAUGUUGAACAGUUUUCAAAUUUUCGUGAUUCGGUUAGAAAACAAGCAAUUAUAGCGAAAAAUAAAGAGAUAUUAACUUUAUGUGAUCAUGUGAGAGAUGCUAUAUUACCAGAUUUAGGGGUCAGAUUAGAAGAUGGAGGUGAGAAAACGGCAAUUAAGUUUUGUGAUCCAGAAAUAUUACGAAAAGAACGAGAACAAGCGUUAUUAGUUGAAAAAAGUAAACAAGAAGAAAAAGAACGACGAAAACUUGAACAACAAGCUGCCAAAGAAGCGAAGGAAGCAAAAAAAAAAGCGUCUAAAGAUAAAAAGAAUGUUGCAUCCAGUGGUGAUACAGCGUCUGCUACAUCAACAGCUGUCGUAGAAGAAAAUUCUGCUCAAGAUAAAUCAUGA